AGUUACAUAAUUCCCAAAUGAUCCCAAUGGAGAACAGUACAGAGGUGACUGAAUUCAUUCUUCUGGGGUUAACCAAUGACCCAGAACUGCAGAUCCUGCUCUUCAUAACCUUUUUUCUCAUCUACAUCAUCACUCUGGUUGAGAAUCUGGGGAUGAUACUGUUGAUCCUGCUGGACUCUCAUCUUCACACUCCCAUGUACUUUUUCCUCAGUAACCUCUUUCUGGUGGACUUUGGUUACUCCUCAGCUGUUACUCCCAAGGUAAUGGCAGGGUUUCUCACAGGAGACAAAAAUAUCUCCUACAAUGCUUGUGCCACUCAGUUCUUCUUUUUUGUAGCCUUUAUCACUGUGGAAAGUUUUCUCUUGGCUGCGAUGGCUUAUGACCGCUACGCAGCAGUAUGCAAACCCCUUCAUUACACCACCACAGUGACAACAAAUGUGUGUGCUCUUCUGGCCAUAGGCUCUUAUGUCUGUGGUUUCCUCAAUGCUUCCAUCCACAGCGGGAACACUUUCAGGCUCUCCUUCUGUAGAUCCAAUGUGAUUGAUCACUUUUUCUGUGAUGCUCCUCCUCUUCUGGCUCUCUCAUGUUCUGACAGACACAUCAGUGAGACAGUUAUUUUUUUUGUAGUAGCUUUCGAUGCCCUCUUUUCUAUCCUAAUAAUCUUGAUCUCCUAUUUGUUUAUAUUUACCACUAUCCUGAGAAUGCAUUCAUCUGAAGGAUGCCAGAAAGCCGUUUCCACCUGUGCUUCCCACCUCACUGCAGUUUCCAUCUUCUACGGGACAGGCACCUUCAUGUACUUACAACCCAGCUCCAGUCAUUCCAUGGGCAAAGACAAAAUGGCAUCUGUGUUCUAUGCGAUAGUCAUCCCCAUGCUUAAUCCUCUGGUCUACAGUCUUAGGAACAAAGAGGUCAAGAGUGCCUUUCAGAAGGCUGUUGGGAAGGCAAAGUCUUCUAUAGGAUUCAUAUUUUAAUUAUAUAG
Trichechus manatus latirostris (Florida manatee) is the source of this 979-nucleotide messenger RNA. Its product is annotated as olfactory receptor 5B12-like. The transcript has a single exon. Gene Ontology annotation, cellular component: membrane. The record is from RefSeq and is a predicted model, not a curated record. NCBI's taxonomy places the organism in Eukaryota, Metazoa, Chordata, Mammalia, Sirenia, Trichechidae. Gene Ontology annotation, biological process: sensory perception of smell; G protein-coupled receptor signaling pathway. Gene Ontology annotation, molecular function: G protein-coupled receptor activity; olfactory receptor activity; odorant binding. Bases 18 to 971 code for a protein of 317 amino acids.